This is a messenger RNA of Symbiodinium sp. CCMP2592, 489 nucleotides long. The record is from the annotation of a GenBank genome assembly. NCBI's taxonomy places the organism in Eukaryota, Dinophyceae, Suessiales, Symbiodiniaceae.
AUGAACAGCCGCACUGUCCUCCAGGAAGAAGUGACGCGAUGGGUGGAGGCUGUUUCUGGUGAAAGUAAAGGCCGGCUGGGUCUGACGUUCUCGGUCCUUUGCAAAGUGGCCAACACCAUCCAGCCAGGUAUCAUUCCGGCCAUCAACACUUCCAGGAUGCCUUUCAAGCAGAUGGAAAACGUCACAGCCUUCAUCAAGGCCUGCCGCACCCUUGGAGUUCUGGAGAAAGAUGUCUUUUCCACGGUGGACCUGUUCGAGGCCAAGAACCUCACGUCGGUGCAAAGGUGCAUCUUCAACCUUGGGUCGAUGGUGCGACGAACAGCUCCCGACUUCCCAGGACCAUUCCUUGGCGUCGCGCAGAAUGCAAAGGUGGAAGAUUCGAAGCGCCAGAGCCAGGUCGUCACGCAGUUCACUGGCCUACGGCAGGACAUCGCAGAUGAGCUGCGGACUGGGCACAACGUCCGUGUAGCAGGGCAGCCGCCCAGCUGA